CAAAGCUCGAACAUUAUUAGCGCGUAAGCGUGUUGCUUAUCUCGAACCCGAACGUAACGAAAGAUCAUUUUACCAAAAUAUGAUUGCAUAGUUCCAUAAUUGAUCUGUUUGCUCGUUUAUCGCAACAGAACAAUAUGAAACGCCUUCGAUAGCCACAGUUUCUAUUGUUACGAAAAAAAAUGUAAAUUGCACGAAGAAAAACGUGUCGAAACAGGAUCGAAGCCGCUUUGUUUUAUAUUAUGACGUUUAAUAAUAGAGAAUAUUUGACAUCACAAUGUUUAAACGGCCUGAGGAUUCAGAAGAUUAUCGUGUGUCCGCAAAAAGAGCGAGAUUCAAUGCUCCUGGAAAAGAUCCGCAGCAUAGCAAGGUACAGGAGAACAAAAAUGAGCAGUAUGAUGAUCUUUGGGGUGACGAUUUCGCCGAAGAAGAUAUCCAAGAAAUGGAUCUGAUUGCAUCUCAAGCAUGUUUGCAGACGAGCAAUGUAUUAGAUAAUUCGAAACCAUUUGAAAGUGGUUUGCAUUCAAUGAAAUUAGGCUUGCCCGAGAAAUCAUCUAUCAUUGCCUGCAGUGAAACAUCACGUUUAAAGUUAUUACAACCUAUGGAAAAGUCUGACUUGUAUACGAUGAAAAAAGAUGUACAAGGCAAAAGUCAAGAUAUUGUAGAUAUUAAUUAUUCUCAAUUUAGAAACAAAUUAAUAGAUAGAGAAAGUCACAACUCGACAUUUCAGAAGGGAAAUAACAUUAUUGUAUCAGAUGAUAAGGAAUUGGAGAAAUUAAAAAAUGAAAUAAAGAAGUUACGGAAUGACUUUAUAACCAAAGAUGGUGAAGCUGUAUAUUUACGACAGCGAUUACAGCAAAUUCAGUUACGAGCUGAAAAUGAGAAAUUAGAAAAAAUGCGUUUAAUUGAGGAACAAGCCAAUAAUCACAGAUUAGAGAUCAACAAAAUUUACAAAGAUAAAGAACAGUUGAAAACACAAUUAGAGUUACAAAAUUUAGAAAUAGGAAAUCUUCAGGAGCGUUGUAAACGAUUAGAAUCUGGAGGUAUUAAAUUAGAAGAACCACAAACAUUAUACAUGAAUAGUUCUUUUAGUAAUAAAAGCAAAUGUAGCACUUCAAUAGAUCGACAAACAAAUAUGAAUAAAAAUCCAAUAAAAGAAGUAUGUGUACAAACUAAUAUAUACAAGAGAACAGAUCAUCAACUUCAAACAUGCAGUACUUAUUUUCCACUUGCGGGAAUUUCAGAAUUAAUGUUUGAAGCAUCAUUACCCGAAAAACCUAUUGUUAAUAUCAAGGUCAUAGAAAAAACUGGAAGAAGAAAUUUGCCUAUUUUGCAAGAAGAAGAAACAUUUAGGAUUUUUGAAAAUCCCGACUUGGUAAAGCCAGUAAUUACAAUAGUAGAUGACAAAAAAUUGACAAUAGAAUUUGUUCUACUUGAAAUAGCAGCCAUUGAGAGGAAAGUUAAUAGCGAGAUAGAAUCAGAAAAAUGUAUACCAAUAAUUAAUAAGCUAGUUUUGACCAUGAGAGAGCUGAUGCUGAAUGUUGUAGAAGUAUUGCAAAUGAUUUUUCAAGCUAUGAGAAACGAUGAUAUUCGAGAUAUGAAUGAUCUAUAUUUUUCUAAUGUUUAUGAGAAUCACAAUAUUUGUAUCAAGUCCGAGUGCGAAGCAAAUGCAUGGCAUGAAGGAGAACGGGGUAUCGAAGCGAGAAGAUUGCUCGGUGUACUUUCAUAUAUUAGUUUGGAAUCAUCAUAUUUAAGCAAUUACUUGGCAGGAAAGUCACUACUGCUCACAUGCAAUGAUGAGUGCUAUAAUCGUUACCUACCACAAAUGACACGUUAUAAUGCAUGGCCGAAAAAAAAUCACGAAUUUGAAAUUCUUGAGAUCAUUCUAGAAUGCGUUACUUUAAUAGGACGUGUUAGAAGAUCUCAUCAAUUUACAGGUCUUAUAAAUGCAAUAAUAAAAGUACUAUGUAAUGUACAACGGAGAGUAGGUUACUGUAAAAAAGGAUUAGAAUAUAUUUGUCUUAUUUACAAAGAACUUGUGUUUUCGAGGCCACUAUCAAUCUGUUAUGUUUCAUUAAUAGAUUUUCUAAUGAUUUUCAAAUGCUAUACUGAAUUUAUACCGAAACUGUGCAGCAGUUCACAAUCAAUCGCAAUAAAAGGAUGGAAAGGUGCUUUACACUUUACACCAGAUGCUUGUGUUUUACAAAUUCUUAUAAUGCAACUGGAGCAUUUUCAUCCAGAUUUUCUCACUACUAUAAAUAUAACACAUGGGUUGAUAUCUGUGUGGGAUAUUCUGCAAACGAAUAAUAAUUUAUUAAGAAUUAAGAAUUCAGAAUCGUGUAAUUGUUAUAUGAAGCUAUUAAGAAUCACAAUUAAUAUGUUGAAAAAAUCUUCUGAAACUAAAUUAGAUAUAAUUGAUAAUACUGAGUGGCAGAAUUCAUUUUCUGCUUCUAAAAAGUGUUAUAGUUUAAAGAAAAUUAAUUAUAAAAAUUAUACAUGUGAGACGAAAUGUAGUGAGCAGAAUAUGGAAAAACAUCUAUCUGAUACAUAUCUGGAAAAGUUAGAUCAAAAUUUUUGGCUUGGUAUCAAAAAGGUCCAACACAAGAUAUUUAAACAAGGCAUUAGGUUUUUAUCCCAUCUCGCGAUUUGUAAUCCAGAAUUUCUUACCCAUUCAUCUGACAUGGAAGAUAUGUUUAAUUUAUUUAUACAAAACAUCGCUUUUUUCGACGAUUUGAUACUUCAUGAAAAUGAACGAGAAGCAUUAGAUAUUAUAAAAAUUACGUUGUUUAAUAAAAGUAUACACAAUGAAGCUGAAAUACCUCAUAAAGAUAUAGAUGUUUAUCAACUGAAUAUUAGAAAGAAGAUUAUUCCUGGAAUUAAGAGAAAUCAUGUUGAAGCAGUUAAAGAUUAUAAUAGAACAUAUAUGACUAUUAAAGCACUGUAUAAUUCUAAACCAGAAUAUAAAAAUAAUUAAAUAUA
Molecule: messenger RNA, 2976 nt
Organism: Cataglyphis hispanica
Lineage: Eukaryota; Metazoa; Arthropoda; Insecta; Hymenoptera; Formicidae
Gene: mus304
Exons: 13
Coding region: 275-2971 (898 amino acids)
Biological process (GO): DNA damage checkpoint signaling; DNA repair
Source: RefSeq, a predicted model, not a curated record